This is a messenger RNA of Hibiscus syriacus, 746 nucleotides long. RefSeq names its product nuclear transcription factor Y subunit B-1-like. The coding region runs from base 26 to 736 and encodes 236 amino acids. Gene Ontology annotation, biological process: regulation of transcription by RNA polymerase II. The record is from RefSeq and is a predicted model, not a curated record. Gene Ontology annotation, cellular component: CCAAT-binding factor complex; nucleus. The transcript has a single exon. Gene Ontology annotation, molecular function: protein heterodimerization activity; RNA polymerase II cis-regulatory region sequence-specific DNA binding; DNA-binding transcription activator activity, RNA polymerase II-specific. NCBI's taxonomy places the organism in Eukaryota, Viridiplantae, Streptophyta, Magnoliopsida, Malvales, Malvaceae.
CAAUUCAUUCACUCUGAAUAUCGUCAUGACUGGGAAGAGAAACCAGACCGGCAGCCCCGUCGGCAGCCCGUCGUCCGGCAACAUCUCCGACAGUUCUUCCAAAGAACAAGACCGAUUCCUCCCAAUAGCUAACGUGAGCCGCAUAAUGAAAAAAUCCCUGCCCGCGAACGCCAAAAUUUCGAAAGAAGCCAAAGAGACGGUGCAAGAAUGCGUAUCGGAGUUCAUAAGUUUCAUCACCGGCGAGGCUUCCGACAAGUGUCAGAGGGAGAAGAGGAAGACCAUAAACGGCGAUGAUCUGUUAUGGGCAAUGACGACGCUGGGUUUCGAGAAUUACGUCGGACCUCUCAAGGGUUAUCUCAACAAGUAUAGGGAAACCGAAGGGGAGAAGAAUUCCAUGGCCAGGCAAGAAGAUCAUCACCAUCAGCAAUCUCCUACGCCGUACACUGUGAUCAACCAUGGCGGAGAAAAUGAAUUCAACGAUGUAAAUGCGGGUGUAUCGUCAUCGGCUAAUGCCGCAGGUCAUUUCCGGGGUUAUAACAACAGGUUCUUUCCGCUCGGGACCCAAGUGAGUCAACCUCCGAGUUGCGGAGAUCAUGGUGGAAGAGGAAUCGGAUAUGAAGAAAAUUUGAUGGCGACUGCAGGUGGUUUCAACACAAGCAUGAUCGGAGAAAAUGGUGAUGGGAAUGGAAACGGUAAUAGAAGCAUGGCGGCUCUUUUUCACAGGGUUGACUGGUAGUACUUUGAAU